AAGGGGGUUUCAACACUUUCGUCCGUUAUCUUUUAUUCCAGCAUUUGUUCUGAUUUAAUUUCCCAUCUAUUUUGCUUCUAUUGACUGAAAUUUCCUUUUUGGUUGAUUUAUGCUUUAAUCGGGUGCUUAAAGGGAGCAUUCGAUUCAUCCCGGAGUUAUUCGAGAGCUGUCCGAGAGGCACAUAUGACGGGAAGCGCCUUCUACAAAACUUGACGGGCUGACGAGCCCGGAAGAGAGUUUCCGCUGCUACUCUUCAUCUUUUUCUGGUAUUUUAGAACACUCAUCGUUUAUCAAUCAUGUGGCCGCCACACGGCCGCUCGAGCAUUUGAGUCAUAUUCUCAAUGUUCUUCAGCUUAAAGGUUAUUUGUUGCCAAAGAAGAGAACCUUGAGGUCUUGAGUGGACCAAUUGAAGAAAGUCCUUGUUAUUGAAGCUGGGUAAACUAUCUUCAUCACCCUUUUUGCUUGAUGGUGAAACAUUCCUUGGUCAAAGACUUUGAUGUUGUCAACUGCUGGAUUAUUAGCUUAAUUAUUGGGAUUUGGAUUUGGGCAAGAGACGCUGAUAAUACCAUACAAUUUGAUGGAUCCGAUUUACCUAAGUUCUCAGGCGAACAGAUUAUUUCUCCUGGAGCCAAGCAAGGGUUGCUUCCUCUUGUUGUCCCUCUAUCCAAGAAUAAUUCAGUAACUGCAUUGUUAAGAUGGCCAACUGCUCCCACUGGGAUGGAGAUGCCCGUAGUAGAGGUUCGCAAGUAUGGAGUGUGGCUUUUGGCUAAGAAUGUCGAGCAGUAUAUCAACAGAAUAUUAGUAGAAGAAGAUGUCAAGAACUCUAAAGAAAGAAAUGAUGAGCUGUUUCAUGUUUCAUUUCCUGCUGCGAUUAAGUUCUAUGAGAAGGGUGAUUUUGUUGCAUCUCAGUUGUCAAGCAUAGAGAGCUACCUUUUGAAGAAGGUGGUGGGUUUGUUUCCAGACAUACUAGAACGCAAAGUUAAGCAGCAUUUUGACAAAGGAGACCAUGUUUCAGCUAUGGUGACCGGGGAAUACUACACUAAGAGGGAGCACUUUCCAGGAUUUGGGCGUCCUUUUGUCUUUAACGCAGAAGUUUUGUUGAAGGUUGGACGAAAUGUAGAAGCCAAAGAUUCUGCAAGGGUGGCUUUGAAAUCACCUUGGUGGACAUUGGGAUGUGAGUAUCAGGAAGUUGCUGGUAUGGCUCAAUGGGAGGACGAGCAAAUUGAGUUCAUCCAAGAGAAAGUGACAGAUGAGGGAAGGCAAGAAGAUCUGAAAAAGGGAAAAGAACCUGCUCAGAUUGCACUAGACGAAGCUGCCUUUUUAUUGGAUUUAGCUUCUGUUGAAGGGACAUGGGAUGCAUGUGUAGAGAGGGUUGCUGACUGUUACAGCGAGGCUGGGCUUCAUGAUAUUGCGAAAUUUGUUCUUUACCGAGACUAGUAUUAGAUUUGAGCAUGAAAUCUAUGCAUUUGUGCUUUUAUGCAUUCAAUUUCUGUUCAAGCAGUGCCUACUGCGACUUAUGCUUAAGAGAGCAUUUAAAUCACAAAAAUGAAAAUAAUUAUUUCUGCCAAAAUUGGAUUUUAUUCCAUAUGGCUUCUUGAUUACUAAAGACACUUAUACCAAUAAAAAGAAAAUUGUUCCAUGAUUCAUUUAUGUGUAAUGUGUACAGGUGUUGCUUCUAUCACAUUUCUGAUAAUACGGGUUUUCCCCAACUCACUGGGAUAUUCCUAUCGAACUGAUGUGGGAGGCCCUGCCAUUUUAUAUUGCGAUUACAUCAGAAAUCCUUGUACCGUGUUUCAAUUGGCUAAUAUUGAUCCAGCAAAGCCUUUCAUGAACAUGUAUUUUAGAAGAUACAUGCGACAAGUAUUUCUUUGCGAUGGCAUUUCUAGUAGUUGUUGGAAUGAAAUCGACAAUUUCUGAUUAAUUUCAGGAUUUUGUAACGUUUUUGUUGCUCUGAUUCUAUUCCGUUUUUCUUCGUUUUAUACAGAUGCACAACACGAUAUGGUUGUUUAUUUAUCUCCUUCGUUCCUCUCUGUACAGUAUGCACAUAUUAGACAACAAUAUUUCAGAUGAGCAACACAGACAGCAGUAACUAUAAAGUUUGUAUCCACCAACCCUCUUCUACCUCAUGGGAAAGGUGUCUUCUUGCCAUUACUUCUCUUUUUCCACCAGAUUAACUUCUUUAGAAAACUCUUGCUGUCUUUUUUCCUACGAGGGACAAUAGCCUUGUGAACAAUUGCAUUUCUGUCUGCAUCAUGACCAAUUUCAUUUAGAUAGGUAAAGUUGCUCCCAGUCUCUGAUGUUGCAUUGUUGCUAAAAGCAGAAUUAUCGUGUCCAUUCUCAAUGGCAUCUACCGUUUUGGGUGAGAUACCGAUUUUAACAUUAUUGUCUUCUGCUAACAUCUUAUCUAGUAGGGACAGUCAUUGGUUUCCAUUUCCUUUAGGAGUUGACAUGCUGGUAAUAACAAGAUCAGCCGGUGUUGAUAAAACCUUUUCAAAAAAGUCUGCAUCUUUAGGGGAAGCCAAUGCCUUUAAUUGCUUCCCCAGAUUUCGUAGGGUUUCUUGCCACUCGGCCAAUUUAUCUGAAGCCGAAGUAAUUUCCACAUCAUUUUGAAGUUGACUUUUGUCAUUUGUGACUUCUUUGCUUCUCUC
Messenger RNA from Striga asiatica, 2648 nucleotides. NCBI's taxonomy places the organism in Eukaryota, Viridiplantae, Streptophyta, Magnoliopsida, Lamiales, Orobanchaceae. The record is from the annotation of a GenBank genome assembly.